This is a messenger RNA of Penicillium cinerascens, 1050 nucleotides long. Its product is annotated as mitochondrial 37S ribosomal protein uS9m. The transcript has 2 exons. Gene Ontology annotation, cellular component: mitochondrial small ribosomal subunit; ribosome. Gene Ontology annotation, biological process: translation. The record is from RefSeq and is a predicted model, not a curated record. The coding region runs from base 1 to 1050 and encodes 349 amino acids. Gene Ontology annotation, molecular function: structural constituent of ribosome; RNA binding. NCBI's taxonomy places the organism in Eukaryota, Fungi, Ascomycota, Eurotiomycetes, Eurotiales, Aspergillaceae.
AUGGCUCGGCCCACGUAUGGCAUUGUCCAGGCAAUGCAGUCCCUGCGACUGUAUUCGCCAUCUUCCUACCGACUGGCAGCUCCUGCCCUCCGGAGACAGGCCCGUGGCUAUGCGACAGAGACCGGGAAUACGACCGGGGAUGUGCAAUCAUCGAGCGACCUGCCUCCCACCGACCUUCCUUCCACUGAACCUCCUGCCACUGAACUUUCCUCGACCCAACCCCCUUCAGCAGCUCCUCCUUUGGCAGAGGCUCCCCCGUCCGAGAUCCCCCCGGCCGUGAAAGCCGCACCGGAGAUCAACUUCGAUAGAUUCAACGCCCAGCCCGCCCGAAUUGUCCCGGCGUCACCAUCCUACUUCUCUGGCAGUCCACGGUUUAUCGAUAAUGUCCUGAAGCUGGAGUCCCUGCAAGCCAAGUACGCCUCGCUCCCCACAGUAGGCGCUGGCGAAGCGCCGCGCAUGGCCUGGUUCAAGCUGGCCCAAUUCCGAGACUACGUGGGCGAGCCAGUGCCGAUGAAGAAAUACAAGUCGCUGCUCAAGAUUCUGCAGCGGCUGAACCGCAUCCAGCCCGAGAUGGUGCCCGGCGAGGUGCGCUCCGAGUUGAACAACUUCCUGCGACCGGGUAACCCGUACGCCGCUCAGAACGUGCCGCGCACCGUGGACGAGAAUGGUCGGGCUCGGGCGAAGGGCAAGCGUAAGGAGUCGACUGCCGUUGUGCAAUUGGUCGAGGGCGAGGGCGAGAUCAUGGUCAAUGGCAAGUCUCUUGUUGAAAUGUUCCAGCGGGUUCAUGACCGUGAGAGUGCCCUGUGGGCUCUGCGGAGUACCCAGCGGAUGGAUAAGUAUAAUGCUUGGAUUACGGUCAAAGGUGGCGGUGUGACUGGCCAGGCGGAGGCUAUUACUUUGGCGAUUGCGCGGGCGUUGCUGCUGCAUGAGCCGGGCUUGAAGCCCGUUCUGCGGAAGGCUGGCGUCAUUACUGUCGAUGCUCGUCGCGUGGAGAGGAAGAAGCCGGGUCAUGUCAAGGCCCGCAAGAUGCCCACCUGGGUCAAGCGGUGA